Messenger RNA from Macaca mulatta (Rhesus monkey), 297 nucleotides. The record is from the annotation of a RefSeq genome assembly. Lineage: Eukaryota; Metazoa; Chordata; Mammalia; Primates; Cercopithecidae.
AUGACCCUUACCUAUAUAAACAUUAUACUAGCAUUCGCUAUCUCUCUUCUAGGUAUACUAACCUACCGCUCACACCUAGUAGCCUCUCUCCUCUGCCUAGAGGGAAUAAUAAUAUCGCUCUUUAUUAUGGCCACCCUUAUUGCCUCAAACACACACUUCCCCCUAAUCAACAUUAUACCCAUCAUUUUGUUAGUAUUUGCCGCCUGUGAAACAGCAGUAGGUCUUGCCCUACUAAUCUCAAUCUCCAACACAUACGGACUAGACUACGUCCACAACCUAAACCUGCUUCAAUGCUAA